Molecule: messenger RNA, 2759 nt
Organism: Tigriopus californicus
Lineage: Eukaryota; Metazoa; Arthropoda; Copepoda; Harpacticoida; Harpacticidae
Exons: 2
Coding region: 67-1617 (516 amino acids)
Source: RefSeq, a predicted model, not a curated record
GCGCCACCUACCCAAGCUUGCUCCACUAUAGGAGCGUGAACUCAAGUGAAUUCUGCUUGAACUCAAAUGACUGGCUUCAAAUGCGAAAGAGUGUUCCACCGCUUGAGCCUCGAUGAUGGAACCAGACGGUGGGACGGAGUGCCGGUGCCCUUGGAGCGACAAUGCUUGGAUGCCCUGCUGGCCCGGAUAAGCCGCACCCGAUCGCCCUUUUCCGAGGCCGUCCAACGCAGUCUAACCGACCGACAAGUGCAGUACCUGAUAACCCACCUCAAGGCUCGUCCAGACAUAGACCGGCCCACUGCCUUCCUCAUCUGGCGGUCUUUGUUCUCCGAGCUAUCGGGCGAGACCUUGGAUUUGGCCGAAUUUACGGACAAUCAAUCGCUGAGUCAUGCCAUUUAUGAGCAUAUCACCUCGCUGCCACUCAAAUCGAUUCAGUGUCGGACGUUAUUCUUGUCCGAUGAAGUAGGAUCUGGAUUGAGUAGGUGGCACUUGAAGUUUCAAGCUUUUCUGAAACGCUUUCAAAGCUUACACACCAUCACCGUGUCUAACGAUCUCAUCGACGGCGCUCUCGGUGAUAUCGGCCAGUUUUGCCCAGCCUUGCACAAACUCCGAAUCUACCAAGCUUCCAGAGUAUCCCAUACUUUAGCCAUGGAUGAUGAAGACAUCCUGGAUUUUGUCGGCUACCAAACGGGGAAUAUUCAUUUCCAGCAUCUGGAUUUGAGCUCCUGCCAGUCGGGCUUCUCGGCCGAAAGCAUUUUGUCUCUUCAUCAAUUGCCCAACCUGAUCACGUUGGACACAUUGACUGACCAUUUCCAAACUGUCGAGACUCGUGAGAUCAAGCCUUUCAACUCGCUCCAGACUCUCAAUCUCCGGGCGAAUCAGUUUGUCAAAGCAUGUCUUUCGGUCAUUCCCCAACUUUGUCCGGAUUUGCUCAACUUAAGUCUUCUGCGUAUUAAUGGCGACUCCAUAUCCAGCGAUAAUUGUCAGCCCCAAUAUACUCAUUAUCUACCUGAAUUGCGAGCCCUCGGUCCCAGGUUAAAGCGAUGCCAAGUGAUGCUAUGUUCGGAUGUGGACUUUUUGGCCGAACAAGCUCCGAAACUCGAAACUCUUCAAUUGGUGGAUCCCAAAUUGAAGUUCAGCUUAAAAGCUGGCCAUUUCCGACAAUUGAAUCGCUUAGAGUUGUUCAAGCAUUCGUUUUCCUUGGACUUUGACAUUGUAAGACAAAUCUUGGAGACGUGUUUCCACUUGACUGCCGCGCUUUUUUACGCCAGUGAAGUGAAGAAUAUCACGCACGAUCUCGUGCUCAAGACCUUUCAAAGCCCCAAGAACCAACAUAUUCGGCGGAAUUUGCGGUCGUUCCGCUUGGCUAGUGUUCAUUCUCUAAUGCGGAAUCUCACGUGGGACACGGUGAUUGGGAUUGUGACUGUGUGUCCGAAGUUGGAACACCUGGAUGAUCUCAGCACAUGGUCGGUUACUCGAGAUGGGCGCGGCCAGAAAACUGGAAUAUCAGGGCGGACAUUUCAUUUGGUCCAAGACAAUCAUGCGUCUAAUUGCGAUCAAUCGCUCACUGCCUUGCUGUGGAUGACGGAAAACUACAGAGAUAUUUUGCACCCCUAAUUAUGAUGUGCCAAGAAACGCUUAAGCUUUAAGUUUUAUACCCGAGAAACAGCUGGCCUGCUUAGGAAGCGCAUACAAAUCUACUUGAUAUUAGGAGCUAAAGAUGCCUUGCACUGUUUAGGACAAGCUGGAUGUACGAAGAGAAACAUGUAAGAGAAUAUUAGUCAUUCUAAAAUAAGGUUCGUUAUUCUUGAAACAAAAUCCCUCUAAACAUUAACAUCGACCGAAGGUAAAAGCUUAGUUGCUGUGGCUCCUCAAAUUAAGAUACUCGCCUUCAGCGUUACGAGCUCACCAAAUUUCAAUAAGGACCCUUAUUUGCUACGUCACACGGCCCAAAGACAACCGAAAGACGCACGGUAGAUCGCGUUCAAGGCAAGAGCAGUUUAUUUAGCAAUUUCUUUUCCGGACAUUAUGUGACCCGGGGCAAACAUUUUAAAUAAGAUUUUGAUAGAAUUAGCCAAAAACAACACAAACUCGUUAUAAUUCAAUAAAAAGGAAUUUGCCCAAUCGGCCGUUUAUUUGGCAGAGGCUGAAUGACAAAGCCCUCUCUGAAGUGCAGAGUGUAAAACAUAUUUCGUGCAACGUAAGGGGGCUAUAAUUCCGUACAAGAAUUUGCUUAAAUGCCAAGAAAAUUGCUAAAGAAACAAAAGUGCACUGAAGUUUUUUUAAAGUUUGUGAUAGGGAAGGUCUUCUUCUUGCUUAGUAUUGCCAAACUUUCGAUAGCGAUUGAUGCUCCCCAUUAUAGCAUCCAUGUCCUGGGCAGGAUUUAGCAUGCAAUUUUUCAAUAUAACUUUUUUCAACUACCCUGACAUUUUUCAUGAAUCCCCACCUUCCUUACUUUUCAAGAUUACAAGACCCGGCCAGCCACAGGCAAAAAGGAACAAUGUUAAGUUAUUCUAUGAUUAUGGAAAAUCAUUACGUUGAAAGUUGAAGUUUGGUGGUUCAAUCGAAUGUUUUCAUGUCUAUCCUAAAGACUCGUAUCAGGGUGCCGGUGGCUUCAAUCACAAAGUUCAUCAAAGAACUCAGAAUCAGAGGGGAGAAGAAAUGCAACAUCAUAAUCAAAGGUUUGCCAGAGGAAAAUGGAUGUACUCCUGAUGUUUGGAAAGAAUCAGAUCUGAAACAAAUAAAGAACCUGAUGAAGU